Molecule: messenger RNA, 1718 nt
Organism: Astrephomene gubernaculifera
Lineage: Eukaryota; Viridiplantae; Chlorophyta; Chlorophyceae; Chlamydomonadales; Astrephomenaceae
Source: the annotation of a GenBank genome assembly
UGGCAGCACUAAGCGCCACUUGCUUACUUGUUUUCACAAGCAGGUUGAUAUUCCCUUGAAUAACUUACUGAAUACCUGUCUAUAGGCUAUCGCUGCACCCUUGGGUGAAGCCAAACCAUGAUCCAAACAAGGAAACGUGCCCUGGCCUACGUGCCUUGGGUAGCGCUCAUAGCCUUUCUCUUCAUCUUUGUGGGCAUCAUUGUUUGGGCAACCGGCUCUCGGACAGCCCUUUCCAACACGGAUAAAGCGCUUGCUGCUGUUUACGUGGAGGCAGAUAGAUAUCUCGAUACCAUCCAUAACGUUGCCGUCGGUGCCGCUACCGUGUGCGCGAUUAUGGCUGCUGUAAUGGUCCUCAUGUCUGGCGGCCGGACGUGCCUGGAAAAAGCAGUUGACCAAAGGGGCAAGGCUGUAUGCGGCUCCUGGCUUUGGCUAGCUACAGGAGCUAUCCUGUGCACCAUCUGGUGGCUCAUCCUGUUCUGGCUAGUAUUUGUCAUCUUCGGCAGCUGCCUGUGGUAUGGCGCCGCGUACACGGUCAGGGGCGUGCUUCAGGUUCCAUUGGACGUGGCCAACAGGACGAGCAACUCAACAGUCGUUCCGUCGCCUCCCCAAAGCUAUAGCAACACGACGGGUGUUUGCAGCAACGCUUGCCUCAACCUGGCCAUUUUCGAGUUUAUCGUUCAGAAAGACUGCAUUUGCGAUCUGAGCCGGAUUGCACUGAGCUUGGACCACACCAACAAGGCCUACGACGCCCUCGGCAGCGUUGUGGCGGGCUCCUUCCUGAUGUGGGUCGGCGCCAGCUUCCUUCUCAUGAACGCCGUAGCGGACUUUGCUAAGACCAAGCGCGAACGCGAGCUGCUGCUCCGAGCGCAGCGUGCAGCUGUUGACAGCGCCGCAACGCAACUAGCGCUGGGAACGGCGCCAGGGGCGGGAGGAGUGUACGCAGCCGGAUACCAGCAUGACGUCAUGCCGCUCCUUAACACACAGGCCGUGCAGCAGCAGCAGCAGUUGCACAUGGCCCAGAUGAUGGCGCAGGCGCAGGCGACCCAGAUGGUGCGGCAGCCGGUGGCUCCAGUCCCAGCAGCCCUCAACGGCAACGGCAGCCAAGCGAACCUUGGGAAUGCAGUAUGAUGACGUGUGUCACGUGUUCGUAGCACAUGCGCGUUUGCACGUGUCCUGGCGCUCCGGUUGCCGGGCGUUGGCGCGGUGUCAUGGCGCGGGUUUGUGUGUUUCAGGACUGCACAGAACGUGCAUGUGUUUCGGGAUGCAGUUUCUUAGGGGAGGGAUUUCACUGUCUGGAGUCUCGGCUCCAUGCUCCACGUCCCUGGUUGUAGCCGCUAAACCGCGGUCGCAGGUCGCUGGGUGUCAGGCGUAGUCAUUGGCGGGCUGGUUAUCGACCAUGGGUCCAUGUGGCAAGCGCAGUCCCGUGAGCAGACUCGGUUUGGUGAUCGCCAUAUCGCGGUUACAAUGCUUAACUCGUGCCUAUCCUCAACCAGUCCAUCGUGGGCAGUUAUCAUGCCGCGUACAGUGUCUCCAUCUUAACAAAUAUUCUUGUUUCGGUGUUGUCCUCAUGGCGUAGGGUGCAUGCUUCUGAAAACGGUCUGUUUCUCAUGUUAGCCGCGCUGUUGGCGCUGGCCAUACAUAUGGGCCAGAUUUGUGCACUGCCUUUAGGGAUGCUGGGUUUGCAUUCUGUCCUGGAUGUAAGGAUACAUAUAUGCGGG